Coffea eugenioides is the source of this 581-nucleotide messenger RNA. RefSeq names its product CYC02 protein-like. The record is from RefSeq and is a predicted model, not a curated record. The transcript has 2 exons. The coding region runs from base 54 to 323 and encodes 89 amino acids. Lineage: Eukaryota; Viridiplantae; Streptophyta; Magnoliopsida; Gentianales; Rubiaceae.
AGAUAUCAACAAAUUUUGCACGUCAUUUAUAUUUUGAGUGAGAUUGUGAUCAAAUGGCGUCUUCAAAAAAUUUGCUCUUUCUUUUUGGUGUUCUUUUCGCACUUGUACUCCUCAUUUCCUCUGAUGUUACAACACCAGAUCAGGAGACCACGAAGGCCACUGGUGUCCACGAUGCCAGUUCAGGUGAGGUUCAUCAGGAUCCUGUAGCCGAAUAUGUUUGCGCAUUUGGUUGUUGCCGCUUUUUCAGACAUUAUUGCUUUAGAUGCUGUCCACCUGCUGAGAAGACCCCUAAUGUUGAAUUUGGAGAUGAGGUUAAGAAUUAAAGCUAAGUCAAUAAGGAUGUGAGAUCCGUAACACCUAUAUUAUUACCUUAAUAUGUUGUGUUUGUCUUGAUGGUUGAUUUCCUCUUAUGCGUAAAAGGACUCGUGGAGCUUCUCUUUGACUUGGUGUAGAAUCAACAGGGGAGGCAUGUAAUGAGUACUCAGCUCGACUGCCCUUCUUGUGUUGUUGUCAUGUUGAAUAAAUAAAUCUACUUGAUCAUCUACGACACUUGAUGAUCUCUAUCUCAGUUACAUCAGAAA